Molecule: messenger RNA, 276 nt
Organism: Impatiens glandulifera
Lineage: Eukaryota; Viridiplantae; Streptophyta; Magnoliopsida; Ericales; Balsaminaceae
Product: WD-40 repeat-containing protein MSI5-like
Exons: 4
Coding region: 1-276 (91 amino acids)
Biological process (GO): regulation of gene expression
Cellular component (GO): nucleus
Molecular function (GO): histone binding
Source: RefSeq, a predicted model, not a curated record
AUGCGGGUUGAGAAAGCUCACGAUACUGACCUUCAUUGUGUUGGUUGGAAUCCACACAAUGUUAAUUUUAUUCGGACAGGUAUAUCGGUUGAUUAUUCUAUACGCAUGUUUGACCGUCGAAAUCUUAAGUUUGGAGGGGUUGGAUCACCUGUUCAUGUAUUUGAAGGUCAUGAUGCUGUUGUUCUUUGUGUACAGUGGUCUUCAGACAUGUCAUCUGUUUUUGGCAGUUCAUUAGAAGACAAUAUUUUGAACUUGUGGGAUAUUGAAAAGGUCUAA